Molecule: messenger RNA, 1083 nt
Organism: Schizosaccharomyces osmophilus
Lineage: Eukaryota; Fungi; Ascomycota; Schizosaccharomycetes; Schizosaccharomycetales; Schizosaccharomycetaceae
Gene: elo1
Product: fatty acid elongase Elo1
Exons: 3
Coding region: 1-1083 (360 amino acids)
Biological process (GO): very long-chain fatty acid biosynthetic process; fatty acid elongation, saturated fatty acid; fatty acid elongation, polyunsaturated fatty acid
Cellular component (GO): endoplasmic reticulum membrane
Molecular function (GO): fatty acid elongase activity
Source: RefSeq, a predicted model, not a curated record
AUGCCUUCCUCUCGUGCUCUUUCCCAUAAUCAAAUGUUUGCCGUGGAGAAUGAUUCGUUGGCUUCUACCAAAAGUUCCUAUAGCAUGCCUUUUGUUUUAUUCAGUCAAUUUCAAUAUCCACUAUGGAAUUGGCUAAAUGCUUUUUCAGAAGCAAUUUUUGGUAAGAGUACUUCUUCUUUUUCUUUCGUCGUAGGAAAGACUCAUUUUUCUUCCUUUCCUACUGUCGCUUUUCUGAUUACCGGUUACUAUGUGUCUAUUUUUGCGGGUAGUAGACUCAUGAAGAAUCGUUCUCCAAUUCGUUUAAAAAAGACUUUUCAAUAUUAUAACCUCGUGUUUUCUGUCACCUCCAGCAUUCUUGCUCUACUGAUAUUUGAACAAGUUGCUCCCAUGAUAUAUCAGCACGGGUUUUUCUUUUCCAUAUGUAACGAAAAGGCCUGGUCACAACCUCUUCUCUUUCUAUACUACUGUGCCUAUAUUUCAAAAUUUCUUGAACUUGCCGAUACUUUCUUUCUAGUAUUACGCAAAAAGCCACUUCAAUUUCUUCACUAUUAUCAUCAUGGAGCCACGGCCCUUUUGGUCUAUUCUCAAAUUGUGGGAAGGACUUCGAUCUCCUGGCUAAUUAUCGAAAUUAAUUUAUUGGUUCAUGUAGUUAUGUAUUACUAUUAUUACCUUGUCGCCAGAGGCAUCCGUGUGCCUUGGAAAAAGUGGGUUACCCGUUUUCAGAUCAUUCAAUUUUUUACCGAUCUAGGAUUUAUUUAUUUUGUUUUUGGAACUGAACUUUUAUACCGUUCAAAAAAUUACAACAAGUAUUGCUGGGGCCAUUGUUCUGGUGAACCCUUUGCUGCCUUUUGUGGUCUUAUUACCAUUUCUUCUUACCUAAUUCUGUUUGUUGUCUUUUAUCGCAACACCUACAAAAAAAAUGCUGCUGCCAAGAAAUCAAAGCAAAGUGCUCCCUCGAAUGUUUCAGAUAAUUUGCACUUGAAGCUCUUUUCCAAAAACAACGCUUCCUUAACCGAAUCUAGCUGCAACACACUUGUAAGCAACUUGGGUCCUAUCUCUUCUGGCAUAAGGAAGGACAAUUAA